UAGGAAGCACCAUCACCACUGCCAUCGAGAAGGACCGCAGUGUCUGUGACUCGCUUUUCCGUAAGCGUUGUCAACGGUGCGUGGAUUUCUUCACGCUUCGAUACAACAUUCUACAAGCUCCUCCUACAAUUUUCGUGGAGAAUGCUGGGUCAAGCUCAGCAUGCUCCCUGCUCUCCCUACCUACAUUGCUCCGAAGCGUUUCGCCAAAAUUCGUCUCGCCGGAAUUCAGUAGUAACCGUAUGGGGUCCGUCUAACCACCCGGCGCGCCAGCACAACAGGAAGCUUCCUCGGAAUGCACGUGUUAAUCAUGCAGAUCCUUCGAAGCUUCCUCGCAGGCAUUUCCUUAUACGCGCGUCGCAAUCGGGCGAUGUUGGUAGCAGCAAGAGCGCAGCGCAAACACCGGGCGAGAGUAGAUUGAAGGCCAUUAGAGAUGCUACCGGAGUCAAAAGCGGAGCGACCGCCGGAAAAUCCGGCGGAGGAGACGGCGGGGAUAGCGGUAGCAGCGGUAGUAGCAGCGCAGCGCAAUCGGCGCUGGAACGAGCGCUAGCGUAUAAGGCUCAGCGGCAGCAGCAGCAGCAGCAGCAGGGAGAGUCGGCAACAACCGCUGCGGCAAUAAGCGCCGGCAGUGGUAACACUCCCGAUGGCGGCAUCUCAAGCAGCAGCAAUGGCGGCACCGCUGCGUCUGCUACUAGCGGCGCUGCAACCGCUGCUUCCGAUGUUACCAGUGGUAACCCUGUCACCGCUACUCCUGCUGCCACAAGCACCAGCAGUCCCAGCAGCAGCAGCGGCGGCGUGCGAUCGUACGCGGAUCAGGUAGCGGAAAUGGAGGCAGCAGAAGAAGCCAGUGGCACCAGCAAUCUCAGCAGCAGCAGUCUCAGCAACAGCAGCGGCGGCGUGCGAUCGUACGCGGAUCAGGUAGCUGAAAUGGCGGCAGCGCUGGCAGCACGGGAGGCAGACCCCGUUGCACAGCAGCAGAAGCAGAAGCAGAAGGAGGGGGAGGGGAAAGAGACAGAGGACGAUCCAGAUAUUAUCGAGGUGGAGAUUGUAACGAGGGACGGCAUCAUCAAGCGCCGCACCAAGCGCUCGGAAAUGGAGUGGGGAGGGUCCGGUGCCAAGGGCGGUACCGCCAAGCCAGGAGGCCUCCCCACCAGCGCCGGAAGCGGCGGAAUCGGCGGCGGGUUUAUGGGGAAUCCCGGGAUAGCCGGGGCGCGCGCCCGAAGCGCGCCGUCUGUGUCGCCUCUGUCCGUAUCCGGAGCGGAUUUCCUGGGAUUGGGGUUUCAGGAGGAGCGGGAAAAGCUGCAGGGCCGCGGGAAGGGCCCGCUGCCAGCUGGCCUGCAGGGUGACGUGGACUUCGGAGCGGCCACGUCAGCAGGGGGGCUGCCCCAGGUGGAGAUGAUCGUCGGGUCGCGCGUGAUUACAAAGAGGGGGGAGGUUUCGGGGGAGCAGCAGCAGCAGGGGGAGGGGGAAGGGGGAGCGGAGGGAGGGGGGAAGGGGAGUGGGGAGGGCGAGUAUAAGCCAAAGGUUGCGACCUGGGGAGUGUUCCCGAGACCAAGAGACAUCUCUAGAACGUAUGGCGGGGGUCGCACCAUCCGGCCUGGGGAGGCGCUGGAAACGGAGGAGGAGAAGAAGGAGAGGGAGGAGAAGACGAGGAGGCUGCUGGACGAAUACAACCGCCGCAUGGGCUUUAAGAUGGACCCCGCGGUUAAGGCGGCGUGUGAGGAGGCCAUGAGGGAGGGAGCAGCGCUGAUGGAGGGGGGCAAGCUGAGGGACGCGCUGCAGCAGUUCGACGUGGUGAUCGCCAAAACCACCUUCCAGAACGAGAUGCACGGCCGGGCGGCCAUCCAGAAGGCCGUCUGCCUCGACUCGCUUGCCAGGUCAGACGAGGCCAAGGCGAUGUAUGAGAGGCUCACAGGGCAUCCCAAUGAGGGGGUCAAGAGGAAAGCCCGGCAAAUGCUGUUUGGCUUCCAGGCAGCUGAGAGUCUGCGUUUCACUGGUGGUUCUGAUUACGACUCGUCUUGGUACAAGAAAUACUUUGACGAGUUUGCGAAAGGUUCCAAGUACAAUAAUGUCUUCAAGGCAACUCAGGAGGACGAGGAUGAAAGCAAUAAACGCCUGUUGCAGGAUGCUUUGUUGUUCGGGGCUUUGUUGCUCAUGCCUGUUGUACUUAUCUUGGCAGUGGCUGUGUCAAGGAAUACAGCCUGAAGAUGUUCGUCUAUUAUGGUAUGCUGAGAAUUAUCUGUUGAAGUACUUAAACAUGUUAGGAACAUAUAUGUAUAUAACUCCUGUAGCCGAGGUAGCUUCUGUU
This is a messenger RNA of Closterium sp. NIES-67, 2305 nucleotides long. The record is from the annotation of a GenBank genome assembly. Lineage: Eukaryota; Viridiplantae; Streptophyta; Zygnematophyceae; Desmidiales; Closteriaceae.